ACGAGUCUGUGUUCGGGGUUAUGGGUAAUGUAGUCAGUGAUGAGCUACGGGUGAGGGGGGGAGGAGGGUGUACACCUCCUUAUAUUAUAAUUAGCUCAGAAGGCUGGUCAUAUUCACCUGACUCCAAAUGGUGCAAGUCAAGCAGACUUAGCAUGCUAAGUGUUAGCAGACUGGCGGUAAUCAGUCGUAAACAGAAAACGUUCGUUCUUUCGGAGUGUGUGAAGACCGAUCGAAGUCUGACGUCGUGCGAGGACUCGAUGUGACCCGAAAACACAGUUUUCUCUUUCAGAAUCAUUCGUUUGAUCAUCAGACGUUAACCUGGACACUGAGGACACAAAGAGAGAAAUGCAAAUGAAUGAUACCAAACCAAAUCCUGUUAAUUGUGCCAUCGCGAGGGGGAGACGCUUUCGCACGCUGUCAUCCGCCGACAGAAAGAAAAAGGAAAACAAAAGAAAAAAGACAUGAGAGGAAGACAAGACAGAGAGACAUGCUGGAUGGAGAGAAGACUCUGCUGGAGGUCCUUUCAGUGCCUCAUCAAAGAUGGCCGACGGGAGCAGACAGACGCUUUCAUCGGUAGGUGCUUCGAUCUUCAAGAGCGGUUAAUGCUAACUCUCGCUUUAACAUUCAAAUAUUAUCCUUUUAUUUGCCCCGUCUCUUUUCUCUGUCGUCCCGGUGAAGUGAGCGAGGGCGCUAGAGGAGGGCGCAAGGGUGUGAGAGGAGGCCUCAUUGUGCCUCGUGCUCAAAGCCACCACGUCGAUUAUUCUGACUGCUGGGUGUUAAAAUGGGGGCAAAAUCACACUCGCAUCAAAGAAAACCAUGCAGAAGGGGGCAAUUCUAAGCUUCGUAAGAAAGAUGUUUAAAUAGCCGCAGGUGGCAAAUCCCAUAAUGCACUGCGACUAAUCCACUCAGAGAAGUUCAACACAAUAACACCCCACACACACACACACACACACACACACACACACACACAUGGCAUGUGCUAGUUAAACACAUUAUUUAUUUUAAAUAAAAUCUAUAAAGGUUCUUUUCAUUUGUACAAAUCUUCAGUAACUCUGUUGUGGGACUCUGAGGUGAAGAGCCGAGAUCCAGGAUGAGGUCAGGAGGUCUGAUGAGUUGGAGAUCAUCAGCAUAACAGUGGAAGGAGAAACCCUGUGGAGAUACGCAGAGAAGUCCACACAGACAUUGAAAAUGAAAGGCCCCCAGCACUGAGCUGUGAGGGACACCUGUAGGUUUCAUGGAGGACACUGUGGUUAGCUAUGACUGGACUAGGGAGCUCCUCAGAUUCUGUCAAGUGUGUUAAUUAGGAUCAGAGUGGAGAAAAUGGCGAAGAACCAAGAGGAAGAAUAAUCAGAAUGUUAUGAGCUCCUCCCCUUCUUUAGUGGAUCCUUGAGUAUUUAGUCUGUAGGAUGGUGUGGGCAGGAUGAACACCUCCAGCUUACACUCCAUGUAUCUCCUACUCUUGCUCCUUCUGUUAUUGCAAGGAAGCAGGGUUCUAAAGGCAUCUGAUGUCUCCUGCUCCAGUGUGGAUCCUGCUUCUGUUAUCUACAUGACAACGGUGUCUGGACCGAAGCAGGAGUUUAUAGACCUCACAGGGGGAUCUGGGGGGAACCGGGUAUUGAUGGAUCUCAGACUGGUAGAAGAAGGUUUGGGACAUCAGCAAUACCAAGCCUGAGGGAACAAUGAUGAGUUAUCAUCCUGAAGUGUUCAGUCAAAGCCAAGCUGUGAGCUUUUAAACACUACUUUGUGUGUUCCUCUGUUGUUUCUCUUGUUUUGUGAAACUGAGUUAAUGAGACUGAGAUGAUCUACAGCACUGAGACCUGGAGUAGAAGAACACUUUAAAAACUUUCAUCAUCACAAUUAAGCUAACAAUUUCAGACAGCCUGUGGAUAGCAGAGAAGUGUGUGUGUGUGUGUGUGUGUGUGUGCCUGUGUGUGUGUGUGUGUGUGUGCGUGUGUGUGUGUGUGUGUGUGUGUGUGUGUGUUUGUGUGUUCGUGUUUUAGGAAACAGGUGCAGGAGAAUGCUGACAUGCCGCAGUUCAUCAGACCACUUAUGUGCUGGAUGAAGUGCUCAGCCUGCUCUCUUUGACAGCUCACUCACACACUUCAUCGUGUCAACAGAUGAGUGUGGGGUUAUUAAAGGACCACACCUUUGUCCAGAUCCUGUGCGUCUCCAUCGCAAACCCUAAGUGGUGAUGACGACAAGAGCGCCACGUCACCAUGGUGAUGCAGUCGGCCAUGUUGGGCAGGCCGUUCUCCGUCCUCCGGUCCUGGGAGAGGAGAAUGUAAAGGGCGACACAGUUCGACCCGAGAGCUGCGAACCAGAGGGCAGGGCCUCGUCUGACCACGCCCACCCAAGUUGGGCGGAGUCUUUGAACAUGCUGCUGGACGACCAGGACGGAAUCUCGCUGUUUCGGGAUUUCCUCUCUCAGGAAGGAUGUGCUGAUAUUAUUGACUUCUGGUUAGCAUGCAGUGGAUUUCAGUUAGCAUUCUGUGCUCCUCUGAGCUGGUCAUCUACAUCCAUGGACUUGAUGAACAAACGCAGGCUAAAACUUGCUAAAGCCAUCUACAGGAAGUACAUCAUCAGUGGCGGAACCGUGGCGAAGAAAAUCAAACCGGUGACGAAGAGUUUCAUCAACGAGCGAGUCUGUGGCUCUCAGCUGGACUCAGCACUGUUCCAACAGGCCAAGCAGGAAGUGCAGGAGGUCAUGGAGGUGGAAGUGUAUCCUGUCUUCCUCAAAUCCCACAUCUUCCUCAAGUACACACAAGAAAUCUGCAACGAAUGGGAAAAUCACCAAUGGGACCUAAACAGUCACAAACAGGAAACAGGAAAUGACAAAACGGAACCAAUUAACUCUAAACAAGAAGCAAACAGCGAACAGGACGCUAACGGCCUCACGCCGGAAACAGGAGCCGACAAACAGGAAGUAAACAGCAAAGUACAGGAACCAAAAAGUGGCAAAAAGGAAGUGCAGAGGUUCCUUCCUGAGAUAGUAGAGAAGAGAGAAUGGGCGGAGUCUGAGAUAGUGCCAGCCAAUCACAAGACAUCUGAGCACUGGGAGUCUGGGUACACACUGAAGCCCAGAAUGAUUCUGGGGGGUGUGAAAGCUGGUGCCCACAAAUCGUCCCUCUUACACAAACCUCAUAUACACUGUAUUCCGAAGGAUGUCCAUGCAGAACCUCAUAAGUUUGCUGCUGAUCUGAUCAGCCGUCUGGAGCUUGUUCAGAGGGAGAGAGAGAACUGGAGAAGAGUGAAGGAACAUCUGCACCCAGUCAGUACGAAGGAAAAUGAUGAUGAUGAGGUUUCUACCGCAUCCUCCUUAUGUCCCGCCCACCUAGUCCCUGCUCAUCAUGGCUCCCCCCAUUCCAAGGUUCAGCUGUGUGACACUCACACUGAGAAUCCUGAGAUCAUCCUGGAUCAGCAUGGUCAGUGUGGUCAGCAUGGUCAGUGUGGUCAGCAUGGUCAGUGUGUGACAAGGACACCCAGCUUGAGUUCUCCUACAACACACACACACACCUGCCCCACUGACACCUGGCUUUAUGGAGACAUGACAGGAACCAAUCAGACUGAAGUUCUGAGUUACAGCUCCAGCAGGAAGUGUGUGUGUAAGAGCGUGACAGUGGCGUAUUAUUUCUGUGGUGAGCCGAUUCCAUACCGAACGACAGUGAAAGGUGGAGUCGUCACCCUGGCACACUUCAGAGAGCUGCUCACUAAGAAGGGAGCCUACAGGUAUUAUUUCUGCGGUGAGCCGAUUCCAUACCGAAUGACAGUGAAAGGUGGAGUCGUCACCCUGGCACACUUCAGAGAGCUGCUCACUAAGAAGGGAGCCUACAGGUUUUUCUUUAAGCGAGCGAGCGAUGAGUUCGACUGUGGAGUUGUUUACGAGGAAGUGUGUGAAGAUGACGUCAUCUUGCCCCUGUUCGAGGGCAGAAUCGUCGGGAAGGUGGAAAGAAUCUACUGACCUGCUUAAUUUAACAACUGUCUUUGUUUUAAAUCUCUAUAUUUUCAAUAAUACAUUGUAAACUCGCAUCGUGUAUUUUAUCGUCUCAGAGAGUUUGAAUUGUUUUACUAUAUUUUUGUACGUUUUUAUUUAAUAUAAUUAAUGCUGGUCCUGAUCUCUGAGCUUCCCCCAGAUCGUCACUGAGUAUUCGGGUUAUGUUAAUGAAUAAUGGUGUAAUAUAUCAUGUAUUUAGUGUCUUUUAGAAGUGAAUUCAAUGCUUUAGUUUUAAGAUUUUUACCUAAAAAGUGCCUUCAGUGUUCAUUUGUCUCUGUAAUAAACAUUACUGUUAUA
This is a messenger RNA of Tachysurus fulvidraco (yellow catfish), 4288 nucleotides long. RefSeq names its product axin-1-like. The record is from RefSeq and is a predicted model, not a curated record. Bases 2192 to 3958 code for a protein of 588 amino acids. Lineage: Eukaryota; Metazoa; Chordata; Actinopteri; Siluriformes; Bagridae. Gene Ontology annotation, biological process: negative regulation of canonical Wnt signaling pathway. The transcript is spliced from 10 exons.